AUGGCGGCGGCGGGAACCGGCCCCGGCCCGGGAGCGGGUGCCGGACCUGGCCCGGGAGCGGCUGCAAAUGCAACAACGACAGAAGAGGGAGAGACGAAGCCGGUGGCAGUCGCCGCCGCCGUCGCUCCGGCUGGAGAGGGGCCAUCCGCUGCUCCUGCAGCUGAGCCCAGUUCUGGAGAGGCUGAGAGCGGGGAUGCAAACUUGGUUGAUGUAAGUGGUGGUCUGGAAACAGAAUCUUCUAAUGGAAAAGAUACUCUAGAAGGUGCUGGAGAUACUUCAGAGGCAAUGGAUACUCAGGCUGGCUCCGUGGAUGAAGAGAAUAGCCGGCAGUUGGGAGAGGUAGAAUUGCAAUGUGGAAUAUGUACAAAAUGGUUCACAGCUGACACCUUUGGCAUAGAUACCUCAUCCUGUCUACCUUUCAUGACCAACUACAGUUUCCAUUGCAAUGUAUGCCAUCAUAGUGGGAACACUUAUUUCCUCCGGAAGCAAGCAAACUUAAAGGAAAUGUGCCUUAGUGCUUUGGCCAACCUAACUUGGCAGUCCCGAACACAGGAUGAACAUCCGAAAACCAUGUUCUCUAAAGAUAAGGAUAUUAUACCAUUUAUUGAUAAAUAUUGGGAGUGCAUGACAACCAGACAGAGACCUGGGAAAAUGACAUGGCCAAAUAACAUUGUCAAAACAAUGAGUAAAGAGAGAGAUGUGUUCUUGGUAAAGGAACACCCUGAUCCAGGGAGUAAAGACCCAGAAGAAGAUUACCCCAAAUUUGGACUUUUGGAUCAGGAUCUCAGUAACAUUGGUCCUGCUUAUGAUAACCAAAAACAAAGCAGUGCAGUGUCUACCAGUGGGAAUCUAAAUGGGGGAAUCACAGCAGGAAGCAGUGGAAAAGGAAGAGGAGCUAAGCGCAAGCAGCAGGAUGGCGGGACCACAGGGACCACCAAGAAGGCCCGGAGUGAUCCUUUGUUUUCUGCUCAGCGUCUUCCCCCUCACGGCUACCCUUUGGAACACCCAUUCAACAAAGAUGGCUAUCGGUAUAUUCUAGCUGAGCCUGAUCCCCACGCCCCUGAUCCUGAGAAGCUUGAACUUGACUGCUGGGCAGGAAAACCUAUUCCUGGAGACCUUUACAGAGCCUGCUUGUAUGAACGAGUUUUGUUAGCUCUCCAUGAUCGAGCUCCCCAGUUGAAGAUCUCUGAUGACCGGCUGACCGUAGUUGGCGAGAAAGGCUACUCCAUGGUGCGGGCCUCCCACGGGGUGCGGAAAGGUGCCUGGUAUUUUGAAGUCACUGUUGAUGACAUGCCUCCAGACACUGCUGCCAGACUGGGUUGGUCGCAGCCCUUAGGUAACCUUCAAGCUCCUUUGGGUUAUGAUAAAUUUAGCUAUUCUUGGAGGAGCAAAAAAGGAACCAAGUUCCAUCAGUCUAUUGGCAAACACUACUCUUCUGGCUAUGGGCAAGGAGACGUCCUGGGAUUUUAUAUCAAUCUUCCUGAAGACACAGAGACGGCCAAGUCACUGCCUGAUACUUACAAAGAUAAGGCUUUGAUAAAGUUCAAGAGUUAUUUGUAUUUUGAGGAAAAAGACUUUGUGGAUAAAGCAGAGAAGACUAAGCAGACUCCCCACAGUGAGAUAAUAUUUUAUAAAAAUGGUGUCAAUCAAGGUGUGGCUUACAAAGAUAUUUUUGAGGGAGUUUACUUUCCGGCCAUCUCACUGUACAAGAGCUGCACGGUUUCCAUUAAUUUUGGACCAUGCUUCAAGUAUCCUCCGAAGGAUCUCAGUUACCACCCCAUGAGCGACAUGGGCUGGGGAGCUGUGGUAGAGCACACGCUGGCUGAUGUCUUGUAUCAUGUGGAGACAGAAGUGGAUGGGAGGCGCAGCCCUCCCUGGGAACCUUGACCAGUUUCUUUCUGUAUGGACUUUCUGGGGAGUGCCACUGGGCUUUUUUUGUUUGUUUUUUACUAUCAAAUGUUCUCCCAAAGAUUCUACAAAAACAGCCCACUUUCAGCAGGUUAAAAAAGGCUGGAUCGGACUGUGGGAAACCCUCUACCCUUCAGAAUUCCCUCCCCACUUCCAGUGACUGGUCUUACUUUGUGUGUCAUAGCCAACAGCUGCUGACCCCAGGAUCCCAUAAACUCCUUGUGAAACUGGUGCUGCACCACAUCCCUGCCAGGUGGAACUUGUUACCUUACUGUGUUUUCUAAGGUAAGGUAACAAGUGAAUAAUCUUGUCCAAGCACUAACUUAUUUAAAGACAUUUCUUUCCAUGGGCAUUGACUCUGUCCCACCUGAUUUCCAUGAAGAUGGUGGGCCUGUUUCUGAGAAGAACUGAAAUCAGUGGCUAUCCAUUCCAAACCAAUCUAAAAGCUCUUUCCUUUUGGUAUGGGGUUUGGGGAAUCUCUCAAACUACUUGGUCUCUAGAACUGUAAUUUUGAAAAGAACUUGCCUGUGGCUUUAGCAGAGUUAGAAUUCUUCUCCAGUAAAACUUGGUUUCAAGUUUGUGUGUCACUUGGCUUCCCUUCAGAUUGAGUUCUUCGUGAUGGAGUCAGAAGUGUGGGUAGCACAGGAAGGAAGAAACAGUUUUUGUCCUAACCCUCUCCUUUGCUCCCAAUCUCAUUGGCCUGUGAAAAUUGGAAACUCGAGUUGGUGAGAAGAGUUUAAAAGGGUGAAUAGUUCCCUUUAGCUCUUCUUCUUGAACAUGGUGUUGACAUCUUUUUUUUUUUGCUGGGU
Messenger RNA from Castor canadensis (American beaver), 2717 nucleotides. It is a transcript of the gene Ash2l, whose product is annotated as ASH2 like, histone lysine methyltransferase complex subunit. Gene Ontology annotation, molecular function: protein binding; transcription cis-regulatory region binding. The record is from RefSeq and is a predicted model, not a curated record. NCBI's taxonomy places the organism in Eukaryota, Metazoa, Chordata, Mammalia, Rodentia, Castoridae. Gene Ontology annotation, cellular component: Set1C/COMPASS complex.